CAGCUUUGACUAUUUCAAUAGACGUCUUGUGACAGCAGGAAGAGACAACUUGAGGAUGCUGGGACUACUCUCACUCUUUAUUUUUCUUUAAUUGCAACAUUUCUCGAUCCGCAAUGGCUUCAGUUAUCAAAGAAACACAGAGUAUAAAGGAAGCAGUGACUCUCAUCAAUGGCGUAGACGUGAACAAGUUCUCCAGAUUGAUCUCCCGCAUCAUACAAAAGCUUCAUCUCAAGGGUGAAAAGACAUUCAGUAAAGAGGAGGAGCAAAAGCUUCAGACUGCUCUUUCACUGGACAAACCGUCCCUUAACUUAGUCCUGGAAACGUCUGCUUUCAUUCUUGAGCAGGCGGUGUAUCAUAAUAUAAAACCAGCAUCUCUGCAGCAGCAGCUUCAGGCAAUUCAUGUGAAUCCAGACAAGGCUGAUGUAUUUUCUCAAACGUGGUCCACCGCUGGCCCUGAGCUGGUGGAUCGACUAAAGCGAAAUAUCUUUGCCCCCAAGAAGCUGGAUUUUGUCGGCUGGCAGUUGAACCUGCAGAUGGCCCAGUCCAGCCAGGCCAGGCUCAAGUCCCCCAGUGCUGUGCUCCAACUGGGCCUCCACAAUGAAGAUUCUGAGCUUUCCAACUCGCACGGAUGAGCUGGUCCCCACACAACUUGGAUGAGCUGGUCCCCACACAACUUGGAUGAGCUGGUCCCCACACAACUUGGAUGAGCUGGUCCCCACACAACUUUGGUGGAGGAUGAUGAUGUUGGCACAUUGACUUUAAUACAUAGUGUCACAUUUAACGUCAUUGUAAAGAGAUGCUUCACACUUACAAAACGGGAAACAGGUCGAGCACUAUCCAGAGGAAAUAAGUGAAAUGAAAUAACUUCCAGGAUCAAACUGUUUCCAUCAUAAGAAGGAAGGGGUAGGAUUAAAUUAGAUCUGCUUUUUCCCUACUCCUUUUCCGGCAUGUUGAAUUGUGCAAGUGUUAAGCACAUUGGAAAUAAACUAAACCAUCACCAUUACCAUAAAACCAUGAUUCACUUUACAGGUAAUGUUUUAAGUCACAUUGAAAAAAUCUCAACUGUCAUGCAAGCGUAAAGGUAAGUUAACCACCUGAAAUUGGUAAAGCUUACAUGACACAAUGACAAACACACAGAGGAGGGGGAUUGCUGGUUCAAGGUCAAUUUCAUUCUGCUCUACGUUUCCUCCUAGCCAUCACAUGUGCUCUCUACCAGAGGUGGGAGAAAGUCAGUGUUUUGCAAGUCUCAAUUAUGUCUCAAGUCUUUAAUCUCAAGUCUCAGGUUGAGUCUUAAGUAAGGACCUGCAAGUCCAAGUCAAGUCUCAAGUGAAAACAAGACAGAUCGAGUCAAGUCUGAAGUCAUAGUCUUGAAAUUUUUUUUAUUCUUUUUAAGUUCUAAGCAUUGUUUAGUGUCUCCCAAAUAAAUUGCCAUUUUAACAAUCUAUUACAUUUGACAAAUAUAAUUCAUCAUUUUCAGUUUGGAUUUUUUUGACAUGUACAGUAUGACAUCCCCAUCAGCAGUGGACUAUUUCAACAGUCACUUACACCCCCACCCCCCCAUUUGGUCCCACGAGUCCAGUUCUGGUUGGAUUUCUGUGACGAGGAACGUAGUUCUGCUUAGUUGCUGGGUCAUUUAAGUAAAAAGUUUCGCUUCUCAAAGCGAUAUGCGUUCAAAAGAGUAAUACAUUUGCUUCGUAAAAAUGCCUCCUCAUAAAAAUCAGACCUCACAAAUCGCUCGGCGUGAUAUUUGUCUCCCGCCAUGUCCCUGCGCACUGUCGCCUCUCUAUUUGUGUGUAUGUGAUGAAGACGCUCGCAUCUUGUUGCAUUGUGGAACACAUAAACAAGAUGGCAAUACAAUAUUUUGAAUGGGGACACAUUUUAGUCAACACACUCAUUGAAAAACUCAAGUAUCAGUCGUCAGACUAAAGUCUGAGUCAAGUCCCGAAUCAUUGAUGUCAAAGUUUGAGUCAUGAUGUCAAAGUUCAAAUCGAGUUGCGAGUCGUUGAUGAUAUUGUCAAGUCGAUCCAAAGUCAUCAAAAUUGUGACUCGGGUCCACACCUCUGCCUUCCACUAUGGGUUUGCGUGUGAUUUAAAGGCGGGAUGGGCAAAUUUUUGAUCUUAAGGACCAAAUUUGCUGACAGACAAGGAAGGCCAUUUGUAAUUGAGGGGAACAAUGAGCUAACUGUAAUGUGUCUAAUAUCUAUCAACCCAAUUAAGAAACCAAUUGAUGGGGAAAAAAGUAGCAAAUUGAGUCCAGCACUUGUCAUACUUCACCACUCCUACUUCAGAGGCAUAUUUUCCCUUUCAUUUUGGUCCAAAUUUUGUGCAACUUCUCUGGUGUUCGACUUUAUAGUCCUAUAGUAGCGUGAAGUCUCCAGGAAAUAAAUGCAAGCCUGUGUUAAUGCCAUGUGAUGUGUGCGUGUGUGUAAGUGGUUGUCGAGGGCUGCGAUGAUGAAGAUGAUGUGUCCUAUCCCCAUUAGUGUUAGCCUAGAUCUGUCAGAGCUUUGUUGCGUUCCUCCUUGGCAAAAUCCCAGCCCUUGGGAACAAGGGGAUGGGCCAAACACACGCUGUCUGUUCUAAAGACGCAACCUGCAAUGUCUGGGAAGUCUGUUAUUCUCAAAUUCAACACCUUUAACAGAAAUGGGUGAUUAAAAACAUAAACAGCAGCGCAGUUCUUCAACAGACACACACACACACACUAUGCAUGCUAUUUUCCGAGUUGAUCGACGCAACAAAUUAAUAAGUAGCAUUAACCUCCGUGCUGAGGCAGUCCCAGCAGUGUUCCCUCGGUUAAUUCAACCAUGUCCUACAUUCUCCUUCUGCUGUGGAGACGAGAGCUGGUUGGGGGGGACUUUGAUAAAGAGAUGCGCUCUCUGUUAUGAACUUGAACAUUGUCACUAAUUAAUAUCCCUGCCAUUAAUUUGUUGCGACACGGCAUCUGACAGCGCCCGUCCACCUAACCAGCCAGUUAGCUUGAAGCCUGGAAGAUGUGUUUAGUCUCCACACUGCACACUCACUGCCUGCUCUGGAACUGACAUGUGGGCUCUUUGGGACUUUAAGCACAAUUUUUCUGUGAUAUUUAGUUUUUUGUUCAAUCGGUCCAGCUCCGGCUCCAGCAGAGUAAGUCUGCUUUUAUUACAUUUGAUGACAGAGUGCACUUUGGCUAGAAUUGGUACGAUGCACAGAAGCAUUUCACAACUUUUGACAGGAACGAGAACGAGUGUGUCACGUACAGGUCGUUGCCGAUGGUAGCUUUUUUGCGCAAUCUAAUUUUCUGAUGACACGGUGAGUACCCCACAGUGAUGGCUGACCUCAGUUACCUCAUCACAGCUUGUGAGGUUUGUUGACUGCAACUACCAGGAAGUAAGCAGGUGUAGCACACAAGGACCACCAAGUAAAAAAUAUAUACUUUAUGUGCACUUUAGUGUGGUUUGCUUAGUGUUUACACAGGUAUUUUUACGCUGUAAUGACAUAUACCGUACAUAAAGUAAGGACAGCUUUCCUGACAUAUGACAUAACCUCGAUAUUUCCAACCAAAAUGUCAUCUAGCGGGUUAAAUACGUAGCUUGUGUUUAUAUUCUGCUGUAUUUACACAAUAUGUAUUGUAUAACAUAUUUUCUCUUCCAUAUUUGUAAUUUCUGCAUGCUUUUUGUGAGAAUCUUUAGCGCCGGUCUGUGUCUUUGCUCCACGCAGUGUUCACAUUUGAGCUGAAGUGGACACCGGGGUUUGUGUGAACAUAACAAGCAGAGCGAACGCACCAGAGUUUGUGUUUGUGUGAACGCAGCCUUAGCGAACAUAGGUUGCAAACCUUAUUUUUUUGUUAAGUCCUUGAGCGUGCUGCCUCUCACAUUCUAAAACCAAAAGCAGAAAAGAUGUGGAAAUGCCAGGACCUUGCCUUUGCUUGAUGUGUAUUUUUGAAGGCGCUGACGGAUAAGAGGUUGGAGACAUGCACAUGUUGACUAGCGUGCAGUAAGAAUGAAUGAAGACUUUUAUGGAAAGCAGAACUCAUCAGAAAGCAGCUGAAGAAAUCAUCACUCUCAUCAUUUCUUUUCAUCAUUCGCUCUGCCCGAGUGACCAAACAUAUGUUUUUGUUGGGUUUCCUCUCUCUCUAUCG
Dunckerocampus dactyliophorus (ringed pipefish) is the source of this 4114-nucleotide messenger RNA. RefSeq names its product COMM domain containing 10 (gene commd10). The transcript is spliced from 6 exons. Lineage: Eukaryota; Metazoa; Chordata; Actinopteri; Syngnathiformes; Syngnathidae. Bases 114 to 632 code for a protein of 172 amino acids. The record is from RefSeq and is a predicted model, not a curated record.